Molecule: messenger RNA, 450 nt
Organism: Neomonachus schauinslandi (Hawaiian monk seal)
Lineage: Eukaryota; Metazoa; Chordata; Mammalia; Carnivora; Phocidae
Gene: RUMY1
Product: family with sequence similarity 72 member A
Exons: 4
Coding region: 1-450 (149 amino acids)
Cellular component (GO): cytosol
Source: RefSeq, a predicted model, not a curated record
AUGUCUACCAGCACUUGUAGUUUCAAGGACCGGUGCGUGUCCAUCCUGUGUUGCAAAUUCUGUAAACAAGUGCUCAGCUCUAGGGGAAUGAAGGCUGUUUUGCUGGCUGAUACUGAAAUAGACCUUUUCUCUACAGACAUCCCUCCUACCAAUGCUGUGGACUUCAUUGGAAGAUGCUAUUUCACUGAAAUCUGCAAAUGUAAACUGAAGGACAUCGCAUGUUUAAAAUGUGGGAACAUUGUAGGUUAUCAUGUGAUCGUUCCAUGUUGUUCCUGCCUUCUUUCCUGCAACAAUGGACACUUCUGGAUGUUUCACAGCCAGGCAGUUUAUGAUAUUAACAGACUAGACUCUACAGGUGUAAACUUCCUACUUUGGGGCAACUUGCCAGAGAUAGAGGAGAAUACAGAUGAAGACACAUUAGAUAUCUCAGCAGAGGAGUGUAUUCGAUGA